AUGAUUUUACUAGAUAUAAGAGGUAUAACUAUUCCCUAUACUAUUAAAAAAAAGAAAGAAAUUAAGAAAAUACACGAAUUAAAAAGGACAAAGGAAAUAAAUGUUAUAGAAGCUUACUUAGACACUGAUCCAAACUACCUUACAUUAAGUGAAAUUCUUACAGAUUCAAAGCAAAAACUAGAAAACUUAAGACGUAGAAAAAUUGAGAGGCUCCAUGAAUACUUACAUAAAUUUUAUUAUUUUGAACAUGUAACUUAUAAUCUAGCUGUAGUGCCUAAUGCAGCAAUUAUCGAUGAAUUUAAUAUUCCAAAUGCAAAUUAUAGUUAUACAAAUUCAGAUAAUAGUAUUGUGAAAAAUGUGCCAAAUUAUAAUCAAACUAACAAUUCAUCUAGUGCCAAACGUCAAAUAAAUCAAAAUCAGAUGAAUCAUAAAACAAUUAUGUGCCAAAAAUUCAGAAUAUGGGAUUUGAUAAAACAAACAUUAGAUACUAAACAGCUAAUUGAGAGCGAUAUGAAUGAAGAUAACUGUAUUGAUAACACAGAAUUAGAAAAAGAGCUUUAA
This is a messenger RNA of Lottia gigantea (owl limpet), 561 nucleotides long. RefSeq lists its product as hypothetical. The transcript has 4 exons. Bases 1 to 561 code for a protein of 186 amino acids. Lineage: Eukaryota; Metazoa; Mollusca; Gastropoda; Lottiidae. The record is from RefSeq and is a predicted model, not a curated record.